This is a messenger RNA of Dermacentor andersoni, 3558 nucleotides long. Lineage: Eukaryota; Metazoa; Arthropoda; Arachnida; Ixodida; Ixodidae. The record is from RefSeq and is a predicted model, not a curated record.
AGUCAAAUUCCAGUUUUGCGCGGGACAAAAAAUACAGAGAGGCAUACCUUAUCCAUAAGUUCAAGACAUUGCAACUAAUAGGCAUAAACGUUUCAAAGGGAGCUUAAGAAUCUAUUCGCUAUGCUAAAUUUGAAACUAUACGCAGCAGCAGUUAUUUCUCAUUCGCUUACUUAGUGUUUUUUUGCCUGUUCCUUUUUUUAUACCAUUCUUUUGUUCUUUUAUUUAUAUAUUUAUUCCAUUUUAUCAUUAUUUCUAUUUUUUUUACAACCACCGUUUUCUACCGCUUCUUUUAUUCUCUCUUGCCGAGAGACGAUAGAAGAGGAUUCCUCCCAAUAAAGUAGCUUGUCAACAGAACACGAUCCCAUAACAAACUCCUCUUAUAUACCCCACGUGACACACUUAGCACUCAGUUACAAGAGUGAUGACAUCAAUAUCAACCACGUACGCAACAAAAAGCAGCGUUCUUUCGCUGCCAGAACGCGGUGCUGGCAUCUAUUUUUUCUCUGUUCAGAAAGAGCGCUCCUGGGGACAUCUGAGAUACCCUAGGGACUCCUUGCAAAAAAAGCGGCGACACACAGGGAAAACCGGGUCGAUGCUAGAGAAUUUCGGUACCCAGGGGUCUUCGAACAGGGUUACCACGUGUCCCCUACAGAUGGCGCCACUACAGCCGGCGCCGGCACUUUCUGUAUGUGGGUGUCGAAAGCUAAGGCAACGUGGCAGAGACCGAAGACUCUCUGGUCGUUGUGCCGCAGCCACAUCGUUGAUUUAUUACACAGUAGCGAAGUGACAAAAGCCCGAAAAUCGAUGUCAGCUGGUGAACGAGGCCCCCGUUUAAAGUGAGAGUAAAAGAAACAAGCUCGCCAAGCAGCUCCGACGUACGGCGACCGUGUUUCAACGGCGAACGUGUUUGUAAACAACGACGUAGCCGGCUGGAAUUCCCCGGCGCGGCAUUCGGCAACGCCCACUCGGCGCAUUGGAGAAAGGCGCUAACAGCGACCGCGCUGUCCCACUUCGCGCUCAUUUGGCCAGCGACAUCAUUUAAACAUCGCUGCGAGCAUCACUGUCAGGCAUUUCAAGCAUGGCGGUCGACAAGCUUGAAGAUUCCGUGCUCAAUUUUGCCGUGGACUUGUACCACCAGCUGUCGCCAAAGAACGUCCAUAAAGGGAACAUCUUUUUUUCGCCGUUCAGCAUCUCGGCUGCUCUUUCAAUGGCUCUUGGAGGCGCACGGAACAGAACUGCCAAGGAAAUGUCGGCUGUCCUUCGAGUCGACGGUGAACAGAUACAUAACCACUUUUCUGACUUCCUCUCGAAACUACCAACCUACGCUGCCGACGUGAAGCUUCAUAUCGCUAACCGAAUGUACUGCGAACAGACGUUUCCAGUCUUGGAAAGCUACCUGGCUCUUUUGCGCGACAGCUAUGGAGCUGCUAUCGAGUCCGUCGAUUUCAGGAACGACUACGAGUACAUUCGACGGCAAGUUAACGGUUGGGUCGAACGAGCCACAGAAUCCAAGAUAAGAGAUCUCCUUCCCGGAGGUAGCGUGAACGCUUUUACCACUCUUAUCCUGGUAAAUGCCAUCUACUUUAAGGGCUUCUGGGAGUCACAGUUCAAACCUGAUGCUACUCGUAGUUCCGAUUUCCACCUGGACUCCAAAAACAAGAAACCGGUUGACAUGAUGUACCGCAAGGACCGCUAUAGCAUGGCCAGAAGCGAGGAACUCGGUGUCACGGCCCUGGAGAUACCAUACCGAGGCGGCAAGACUGCCAUGGUCGUGCUUCUACCCAACGACGUCGAAGGGCUGUCCAACCUUGAGGAGCUGUUGACCGCUCCGAAGCUCGCGAAACUGCUGAAUACCCUUGGCGGCUUUGCGGACGUUGAGCUAUAUCUGCCGAAGUUCAAAUUGGAACAGACGAUCGGUCUGAAGGAAACGUUGCAAGAAAUGGGAAUCAAUGAUUUCUUUUUGCCGGAAGCCGACCUGUCUGGCAUUAGCGAGAAGAAAAAUCUGUCAGCUUCCGAUGUGGUUCACAAGGCGUUCGUAGAAGUAAAUGAAGAGGGCACCGAAGCCGCGGCUGCCACAGCAGUAAUAAUGGUAGGCAUGUCGUCUAUGAGGCCGCAGACCUACAAGUUUGUUGUGGAUCGGCCAUUUAUGUUCCUCAUUCGUAGCUGCGACCCAGAUAUCGUGCUUUUCAUGGGCUCCGUUCGCGACUUUUCUUAUUCAUGCAUUUCAUCCCUCGACAAAUUCUAUGAGGGGGACGCCGAGGUGGAACGUAUUUCAAGCAUGGCGGUCAACAAGCUUGAAGAUUCCGUCCUCAAUUUCGCCGUGGACUUGUACCACCAGCUGUCGCCAAAGGGCGUCCAUAAAGGGAACAUCUUUUUUUCGCCGUUCAGCAUCUCGGCUGCUCUUUCAAUGGCUCUUGGAGGCGCACGGAACCGAACUGCCAAGGAAAUGUCGGCUGUCCUUCGAGUCGACGGUGAACAGAUACAUAACCACUUUUCUGACUUCCUCUCGAAACUACCAACCUACGCUGCCGACGUGAAGCUCCAUAUCGCCAACCGAAUGUACUGCGAACAGGCGUUUCCAGUCUUGGAGAGCUACGUCGCCCUUUUGCGCGACAGCUAUGGAGCUGCUAUCGAGUCCGUCGAUUUCAGGAACGACUACGAGAACAUUCGAAGGCAAGUCAACGCCUGGGUUGAACGAGCCACAGAAUCCAAGAUAAGAGAUCUCCUUCCCGGAGGUAGCGUGCACGCUUUUACCUCUCUUAUCCUGAUAAACGCCGUCUACUUUAAGGGCUUCUGGGAGUCACAGUUCAACCCUGAGGCUACUCGUAGUUCAGAUUUCCACCUGGACUCCAAAAGCAAAAAACUGGUUGACAUGAUGUACCACGAGGACCGUUAUAGCAUGGCCAGCAAUGAGGAACUCGGUGUCACGGCCCUGGAGAUACCAUACCGAGGCGGCAAGACUUCCAUGGUAGUGCUUCUACCCAACGACAUUGAAGGACUGUCCAACCUUGAGGAGCUGUUGACCGCUCCGAAGCUCGCGAAACUGCUGAACAAUCUUGGUGGCUUUGUGGACGUUCAGCUAUAUCUGCCAAAGUUCAAAUUGGAACAGGCCAUCGGUCUGAAGGAAACGCUGCAAAAAAUGGGAAUCAAGGAUUUCUUCUCCUCGGAAUCCGACCUGUCCGGCAUUAGCGAGAAGGAAAAUCUGUCAGUUUCCGAUGUGGUGCACAAGGCGUUCGUAGAAGUAAAUGAAGAGGGCACCGAAGCCGCGGCUGCCACAGCAGUAAUUAUAUUAGACUGUUGCAUGUCCUCUAUACCGCCACAGACCUACAAGUUCGUUGUGGAUCGGCCAUUUAUUUUCCUAAUUCGUAGCUGCAACCCAAAUCUCGUGCUCUUCAUGGGCUCCGUUCGCGACUUGUAAGUGAAACGCAUAAAGGGCUUUGCUUCGUUGUUGAUCAUUUUUAUCGAUGUUACAAAUUGCUUGCCAAGUGAUUAUUCCAGGGCAUAGGAAAUAUUGCAGAAAAAAUAAAUGUUGCAAUAAACCGUGUUACGUUGCUGAAA